AUGGCCUCCAAACAAAUCUACCUAGGAGUUAUCGGCGUUGGGGGCGUCGGAACUGCAUUCCUCCAACAACUCUCCAAACUCCCCAACGCCCCCUCUCUCAUCCUCCUCGCACGCUCAUCCCAAACCCUCCUCGCACCAACUCCCUCCUACUCCCCUGCCAUCCCAGCCGCAGACUGGGCAACUGCCUCCUCAGCACCCUCAAUUACUACAUCUGGCACUCUGUCCCCUGCCGAAGUCAUAUCCUACCUCUCCUCCGCACCCGGCCGCUCGGUUCUCGUCGAUAAUACCUCCGACCCAAAACUGGCCAGCUCAUACCCCGACUUCCUCAAAGCGGGCAUCUCGAUCGUGACACCCAACAAGAAGGGAUUCUCAUCCGAUUUGUCGUUGUGGAAAGACAUCUUCGCCUCCGCCGCAGCCGGUAAAGCGCUCGUAUACCACGAAAGCACCGUCGGCGCUGGACUCCCCGUCCUCUCGACUCUGCGCGAUCUCGUCGCUACCGGCGACGAAGUCACACGUAUCGAGGGCGUCUUCUCAGGCACACUUUCUUUCCUCUUCAACACAUUCGCGCCUGUCUCUGCUUCUGGGCCGUCCGCAAAAUGGAGCGAUGUCGUCAGCCAAGCCAAGGAACUCGGAUACACUGAACCUGAUCCUCGUGAUGAUCUCAAUGGUAUGGAUGUAGCACGCAAACUCACUAUCCUUGCGCGUAUUGCCGGUCUGGAAGUUCAGAGUCCUGAUUCGUUCCCUAUUGAGUCCCUCAUUCCUGCUGAAUUGGCUUCGUUGCCUGCUACUUCCGAAGGUGUGACACAGUUCAUGACCCGUCUACCCGAAUUCGAUGGUCAGAUGACUACGCUCAAGGAAGACGCCGAAAAGGCGGGUAAAGUUGUGCGAUACGUUGGUAGCGUGGACGUUGGUAAGAAGGAAGUCAAGGUUGGAUUGCAGCAGUUCCCCAAGGAUAGUGCGAUUGCGGGAUUGAAGGGAAGUGAUAAUAUUAUUAGCUUCUAUACGAAGCGGUAUGGAAGCAACCCGUUGAUUGUUCAGGGUGCGGGUGCUGGUGGUGAUGUGACUGCUAUGGGUGUUACGGCGGACCUUAUCAAGGUGUUGGAACGGUUGUAA
Molecule: messenger RNA, 1113 nt
Organism: Talaromyces marneffei
Lineage: Eukaryota; Fungi; Ascomycota; Eurotiomycetes; Eurotiales; Trichocomaceae
Exons: 2
Coding region: 1-1113 (370 amino acids)
Biological process (GO): aspartate family amino acid biosynthetic process; L-homoserine biosynthetic process
Molecular function (GO): homoserine dehydrogenase activity; aspartate kinase activity; NADP binding
Source: RefSeq, a predicted model, not a curated record